Messenger RNA from Telopea speciosissima, 763 nucleotides. RefSeq lists its product as uncharacterized. The record is from RefSeq and is a predicted model, not a curated record. NCBI's taxonomy places the organism in Eukaryota, Viridiplantae, Streptophyta, Magnoliopsida, Proteales, Proteaceae. The transcript has 2 exons. The coding region runs from base 92 to 751 and encodes 219 amino acids.
CCCAAGUAAAACUAUAUUUGGGCUUCGGCUGAAAACAGAUGAGAAAACAGUCAAAACGAAUAGGAAUUUCAAGAAGAAUCGGCAGAGAUCGAUGAAACUGGUUUGGUGUCCCGAUACAGCCUCAAAGGCUUACAUCGAUACCGUUAAAUCAUGUGAGCUUUUUGAAGAAUCGAGUGUGGCGGAGCUGGUGUCUGCCAUGGCGGCGGGAUGGAAAGCGAAGCUAAUCGUGGAAGCGUGGUCACGAGGUGGAGUAGUAUCUACCAGUAUCGGUCUCGCCGUCGCUAGCCGCCACACGGGUGCACGACACGUGUGCGUGGUGGAAGAUGAACUGUCGAGAUCGGAGUACGUGGAGACGAUGUUGCGUGAGGUAGGGAUGUCGCCGGAAGUUGUUGUGGGAGAGACGAAGGAAGUGAUGGUGGGGAUUUCCGAAGUGGAUUUCUUGGUGGUUGAUUGUCGCCGGAAAGACUUCGCCGGAAUUUUGAGGAUGGCGAGAUUCAGCCACCGGGGUGCGGUGGUGGUGUGCAAACAUGCUAACCCUGCAGGGCCCAGUAUCAAGUGGCGUGGGGUUUUGCCGUCAACGACACGUGUCGCACGGUCGGUGUUUCUUCCAAUAGGGAAGGGUUUGGAUAUUGUACAUGUGGGGAGCAGUAACAGCGGUGGAGGUGACUCGGGCUCCAUCAUGAAAGGCACCGGUCGUUGGAUCAGACACAUCGAUAAGGAAUCUGGGGAAGAGCAUUUGUUCCGGAAAUGAGUAAGAAGGAAU